This is a messenger RNA of Gadus morhua (Atlantic cod), 2297 nucleotides long. It is a transcript of the gene chac2, whose product is annotated as ChaC, cation transport regulator homolog 2 (E. coli). Gene Ontology annotation, biological process: glutathione catabolic process. Gene Ontology annotation, cellular component: cytoplasm. Gene Ontology annotation, molecular function: glutathione specific gamma-glutamylcyclotransferase activity. The record is from RefSeq and is a predicted model, not a curated record. Lineage: Eukaryota; Metazoa; Chordata; Actinopteri; Gadiformes; Gadidae. The coding region runs from base 120 to 692 and encodes 190 amino acids. The transcript is spliced from 3 exons.
ACAAUGUAUCGGAUCGUCUCCUCCUGAGACGUUCAAGACGCGUCGGACUCGCGGGCAUCGCUGGUCCGGCUGGCAACUUAUGAUAACGGGAGACGAUUUGAGUCGUUUUAAUCCGAAUCAUGUGGGUUUUCGGGUAUGGAUCUCUCAUAUGGAAAGUCGACUUUCCAUUUGAAGAGAAGCGGAUCGGUUAUAUCAAAGGUUUCAGUCGCCGGUUCUGGCAGGGAAGCACCGACCAUCGGGGAAUCCCGGGCAAGCCCGGUCGUGUUGUGACCCUUGUCGAGGACCCCGAUGGCUGUGUUUGGGGCGUGGCCUACAAGCUGCCAGCGGGACGCGAACAGGAAGUGAAGAGCUACCUAGACCACCGGGAAAAGGGCGGCUAUCAGGUCAUCACGGUGACCUUUCACCCCCGCGACCCGCUCACCCCCCAGCCCAGCCAGGCCCUGCUCUACAUCGGCUCCCGGGACAACCCAGACUACCUCGGCCCCGCCCCCUUGGAGCAGAUCGCCAAUCAGAUCGUCGAUGCCGCCGGACCCAGCGGCUGCAACGCGGAGUACCUGUUUGAGCUGGCUGAGGCCCUGCGGACGCUACUGCCCGAGGACUCGGACUCACACCUCUUCUCUCUGGAGAGUCUGGUCCGGGACCAGAUAGAGGGGAGGAAACGUUUGGGCUCGUCCCAAUGUGAGGGUUGCUGAGGGUUUUGAGAAGCCGGUUAGAUGGUUACGGUGUGUUCCAGAUGCCUCGUACACCACCCGCACGAGUUGCUCUUGUGACGUCAUUCCCUGACUUGCAGCACUUACAGCGUUCCCGUUUGUCAUUGGCUAGUCAUUGUUAUUGUUAGCUACAUUAGGCUCUUUAGCAAUCAGCUCGAAAACAAACUACACAACUUUACAUUGUAUUGCACACACAGCAAGACCGUGCAAUCUAGAAAUUGGUGACCGGAAUAAAGUCGCAAUGUAAUCAGGUGUGUAAGAGCAAUAUAAAAAUGACCAACGUGGUACAAAUACAAAGAAAAUUAAUCUCUUUACGGGCACAGCUAUUUUUGUUGUUGAGUCGUACGGUCAACCUCACCGAACUCGGGAUACUCUCACCCUGCGUUCACACCAAAAGAUGCAUUUGCUGCCCGAACGCGUUGACGCCUGAGUUUUGCGGCGCGUCAAAUCAAGUUUUGCGGCGCGUCAAACUUUUGACGCGCGUCAAAAGUUGAAAUAUUUCAACUCGGGCAGCAUUUGACGCGCCGCAAAAUACGUGAACGCGCCCUUCGCCCCGUGCCCGGCAGCGGGCACGGGCAUGCCGCGCCGCAAAUCAGAUUUUGACGCGCCGCAAAUCAAGUUUUGCUGCCCGUUUUCUCGGCAGCAAAUGCUGCGGCAGCAAAGCAGCAACGCGUCUCUACAUUCACUUUCAAUGCGAUCACGACGCGCGUCAACUUUUUGCAUCUUUUGGUGUGAACGCAGGGUCAUACUCUCCUGCGGGUGAUCUACGAGGCAUCUGGAACACAUCAUUAGCUCAUUCUUCUGACAUGAUGUAGCUACUAUAGUAGCAGCCCUGUUGUAGCUACUAUAUAAGCCACAUCAGGUCUGCUAAUAUAGUAGCUACAUCAUGUCUGCUGCUAUAGUAGCUACAUUAGCAGACGUGAUGUAGCUAAUAUCCCCACUACUCUACAUAAAGCAGAGCAGUGUUUUGAAUCCGUCUUGAAGCAGGCCCGGCCAGUUGUUAAAGAAGCAAAUCAGGGGAUGGGCCUUUUCAAACAUGAGAUAGUUUAGCUUUUACAUCCUAUAGAAAUGUGGUAAUACUGUUGGCUCAACCAUGUAGGUAAUAGUCCUUUUUCACCAAGCGGUCAUAUUGGUUAGUUGCGUCAGUAAACCUUCUAGACUCUUACAUUUACAUUUAGGGCAUUUAGCAGACGCUUUUAUCCAAAGCGACUUAAACCAGAGGACCUCAUUGAUGCAUUAUUUAUAGUUCUACACAUACCAAAAGGCACACACAAUUCCUUUUGGAUUAAGUGUUCAUGGUUUACACCAAAGCUAGUAUAAAGUUGACCCACUAACGAUCCAACAUGGGAUCUGUACACCUCCUCGAGGGCUAGGUUUGCGUCAGAGCUGCGUUAGUAGUACGCUACACUCUUUUCUCUGUCCUUGAAGCCAUAACAAGUCCAUGAAUCUAUAUUCUGAAAAAGAAAUUCAAGCAAUAUUGGCAAAGCAUGAAGUAAUUGUCUGCCGCUUCUAAGGAGGACAAGCUGUUCCCUCACAGUCGGCUUUCAUUGUACUGUACAAUAAAAACGAUACUGUUUUGUAAUCAUA